GCCAAAAAACUCAAGCGAUGUAUCCUGGAGGGCAGUUGGUUUGAUGUCGAGGACAUUAUGAAACGGCAGGUGUUCAAAUCGAAACGGCCGUUGCUGUUUAUGAUAUACAAAGAGCAAUACCUCGAACAAUUAGAACAGCGGGAGUAUCAGAAGGCAUACACUCUCAUGACCCGUAAGCUCAAGCCCCUUGAACACUACGCUCUCCCUGGCGAGUUCCGUGAACUGUGCUAUCUGCUGACCUGCAGCUCCCUCCAAGACUCGCCCGUGUUCAAGAACUGGGACAGUCCCACUGCCGCACGGGAGAAGUUGGUGAUGCAGGCUGACAAGCUGCUAGAGGUAGACCACGUGGUCAAUGAGGAUGUGGCUGUGCCCCCACAGAGGCUGCAGGAACUGCUCCGUCAAGCGGUGGCGUAUCAAAUCGAGUUCUCACGGUACCAGCCCAAAGUUGUUCCAAAAAUAGAUUCGCUCCUGACCGACUUCCAGUCCUUUGUGCUGCCGAAUGCCGUUGCCUGCACACUGAUAGGCCACUCCGCGAACGUCAAAACGCUCGAAUUUGUGGGUAAUAAUGGGGGCCUAAUUGCCACAGGCAGCUCGGAUAACACUGUGCGGUUAUGGGACACUAACACGGGUCAGCAGAAGGCUGUCCUUUUGGGGCAUACCUCGCGUAUUUGGGACAUUUCUAAUUCGGCGAAGGGUGACUUCAUUGCCAGCGCCAGCGCAGACUCAACGAUCAAAAUAUGGGACGUAGAGACCUCGCUGAGAACUGCAGCAGAUAACGAUGGAGGCGUUGUCAUGGCAACGGAAGACGGCACCGCUGUCCGAAAUGCGCAGACACUCACUGGUCAUGCAGGGGACGUGUACUCGUGCUCCAUCCACCCGGGGCAAACACAUGUAGCCAGUGGGGGCUACGACCACACUGUACAGCUGUUUGAUUUGGAGACAGGCCAGAACAUUCGCACAUUUGCGGAACAUGAUCUGCUGGUGUCGUCGGUGACGUUCAAUCCUCACGGCAAUCUCAUCGUCAGUGG
This is a messenger RNA of Sphaeroforma arctica JP610, 1028 nucleotides long. RefSeq lists its product as hypothetical. The record is from RefSeq and is a predicted model, not a curated record. The annotation marks the transcript as partial. Gene Ontology annotation, biological process: mRNA splicing, via spliceosome. The transcript has 5 exons. NCBI's taxonomy places the organism in Eukaryota, Ichthyosporea, Ichthyophonida. Gene Ontology annotation, molecular function: protein binding.